AUGGCGUGUGAUAUGAAGUGGAGCCCAAUAUGGUUUGUACUCCUUGGCUUAGGUGCAGGGAUCUUUUUGUUAGCCGGUGGGUGGGCGGCUGCUGUGUUUGCAGGUCCAAUGAUGAACAUGGAACAAAACAACGCAUUGAGUAAAUCGUCGCUCAAUUAUUACUCCAAGAAAACAUUUAUGGUCGAGACGUUGACUCUUGCUUGUUUGAUGGGAUUGGUUGCAGCGUGUGUAGUCGUAUAUAUAUUCUUCCCAAAACAGUGGCUAAGCCUCAUUACAUACAUCUUGAUUGGUCUUUCUAUAAUUGCGGGGCUUACCACGGUCGGAUAUUUUGGGUACACUUAUUUCUCGAUGAGGGGAGCAACAAAUAAAUCCAUGGUAUCAUCUCUCGCCUUGUGGGAAGAGAAGUUCGGGUGCUGCGGAUGGGACGACUUUCGACCACAACCACUCUGCGCGUCGGAGUAUGGUAGUGUCAGUAAAACAACUUGCCAGAAGAAGUUGCAGCCAAUGUUAUGGUCAUGUUUGCAAAAUUUCGCAAUUGGAACCGUUUUUUUGGUCCUUUUGAUUGCAACACUGAUCGCUGUCAUUGUUUCGCAGGUUCAUCAACCCAAAAAACUCGACCUUUUGGCAACAAGAACUUAA
Molecule: messenger RNA, 639 nt
Organism: Entamoeba invadens IP1
Lineage: Eukaryota; Evosea; Mastigamoebida; Endamoebidae
Exons: 2
Coding region: 1-639 (212 amino acids)
Source: RefSeq, a predicted model, not a curated record